Dunckerocampus dactyliophorus (ringed pipefish) is the source of this 5720-nucleotide messenger RNA. RefSeq names its product oligophrenin-1-like. Lineage: Eukaryota; Metazoa; Chordata; Actinopteri; Syngnathiformes; Syngnathidae. Gene Ontology annotation, molecular function: GTPase activator activity; protein binding. Gene Ontology annotation, cellular component: cytoplasm. The record is from RefSeq and is a predicted model, not a curated record. Bases 515 to 2899 code for a protein of 794 amino acids. Gene Ontology annotation, biological process: signal transduction. The transcript is spliced from 24 exons.
CCUCCCCUGUUCGCGUUCCAUUUCGCAUUGUGGUAGGCUACUUGACAGUUUAUGUGACGUUACAAUACAAAUGACAUGUCACAGUGAAAUUUCCAGCUUCUUUUAUGUUAUGUUUACAAGUUAAAAUGCCUUUGAUUUUUUAAAUUGUAAAUCAGGAAAGAGAGCGCAAAAUACGAUUCGUGACAAUGAGAAACAUUUCGGAAUGGGACGUGUCCAAAAGAAUACUAGCCGCUCUUGCUGGUAGCUACAUCACAACACUGGAAAAGUGGCAAAGCCGACAAAGACUCGAUAAUUAACAGUCGAAUAAGCUUGCCAAUAACGGAAAAGGGAGUGAUUCCACACCAUCCAUUUGCUUUCGUUUUUCUCGGCUUGAUAACUGACCAGCGGCCAUUGCAGGAGACUCCCACAGGCAACAUGGUUGUCCAAGCUGAGCGGCAAUGAGCGGCAUGCAACAGUAAACCAUCAGCGACUGUGUGGUAAACAAACUCGGCGUGUCUCUUUUUUUGUCCUAAAGAUGGGGCAUCCUCCCCUGGAGUUCAGUGACUGCUAUUCGGACAGUCCUGACUUCAGAGAGACGCUCAAAUGUUAUGAACUGGAGCUGGAGAGAACUAGUAAAUUUCUCAAGGAGUUGAUAAAAGACGGCAACAGUGUGAUCAAUGCAAUAAAAGGUUAUUCUCUGGCUGUGCAGAAGUUGUCCCAAACUCUCAGCGUGUUCCAGUUUGACUUCAUCGGCGACUCCCUGACCGACGAUGAGAUUAACAUCGCUCAGUCCUUCCAGGAGUUUGCGGGACUGUUGCAGGAAGCAGAGCAUGACAGGAUGAUGCUGGUUCAGAAUGCUUCAGAUCUACUCAUCAAACCUCUGGAGAAGUUCAGAAAGGAGCAAAUAGGAUUAACAAAAGAGAAGAGGAAGAAAUUUGAGAAGGAGAGCGAAAGAUAUUACUCCCAGCUUGACAAACACCUGAGUCUUUCUGCUAAGAAGAAAGAGAGUCAACUUCAAGAGGCCGAUGAGGUCUUAUGCAAAGAGCGAGUCAACUUCUAUGAGUCUUCAGUGGAAUAUGUAUACCAGAUCCAUCAGGUCCAAGACAGGAAGAAGUUUGACAUGGUGGAGCCUGUGCUGGCGUUUCUCCAUAGUGUUUUAACCCUCAACAACCUGACGGUGGAGAUGACACAGGACUUUAUGCCCUACAAGCAGGAGCUGCAGCUCAGCCUGCAGAACACGAGGAACCACUAUGAGAGCACCCGUGAGGAGAUGGAGGACCUUAUGAAACGAAUGAAACACUCAUCGCAGAGCUGCAAAAUGCCCAGUUGGUUGCCUAUGGAGGGUUAUCUGUACUGUCAGGAGAAGUGGGCUCUGGGCGUGAGCUGGGUCAAAUACUACUGCAAAUAUCACAAAGAGGGUAGACUGCUGGUCAUGGUCCCCUGUGAACAGAAACCCACCACUAAACAGGGUGCCACACAGCUAACCUUGAAGUCCUGCAUCCGCCGGAAGACCGAGUCCAUAGACAAGCGCUUUUGUUUUGACGUGGAAGUUAAUGAGAGAAACAUUCCAGUCACAUUCCAGGCGCUUUCGGAAGGAGACAGGAAGUUGUGGAUGGAAGCCAUGGAUGGAAAAGAACCUAUCUAUCACUCCCCAAUUCAAAAGCAAGCUGAAAUGGAAUUGAAUGAAAUUGGAUUCAAGUUUGUACGGAAGUGCAUCAACUAUGUGGAAGAAAAGGGACUGACACAAGAAGGCGUGUACAGAACAGUUGGCAGCAACAUCCAAGUGCAGAAGCUUCUAAAUGCCUUCUUUGAUCCUGCAAACUCAGGAGAUGUGGAUCUGCACAGCGGCGAUGACUGGGACAUCAAAACCAUCACCAGUGCAAUGAAGUUUUAUCUGAGAAGUCUGUCUGAACCUCUGAUGACCUAUGAUCUGCACCGAGACCUCAUGUUAGCUGCAAAGUCGGACAGUCUUGACUUUCGGCUGAGUGAAAUCCAUUCCCUCACCUACAAGCUACCUGACAGAAAUCGAGAGAUGCUGGAGAUGCUGAUCAAACACUUGGUGGUCGUGUGCAGUCACAGCGAAGAAAACCUCAUGACUCCUUCAAACAUGGCCGUCAUCUACGGACCCACGCUGAUGAGAGCCAAGGAGGAGACGGUGGCCGCCAUGUUAGACAUUAAAUUCCAAAAUAUUGUUGUGGAGAUAUUGAUUGAGGAAUACAAAAAGAUUUUCAGUCAUAUGCCAGAGGACAGCAAUGCCCCGCCCAUCCCUCCUCCACGCAUCACCCCAAGAAAGAGGCAGCCCAUAACCAUCUCCAAGCGGCCGCCUCGUCUUUAUCCACCUCUGAGUCACGAGCACUUCCAGCAGCAGCAGCAGCACACAGAGGAUGGCCAGAGUAGCAACUACGUGAUUGAAGCAGAUUUCUCAGCAAGUCCAGUUCCCCUGCAGAGGACCAAAUCUUCAAACUGUGCCCUGCUUGUUCCCAGAGAACCUCCUCGGAGACAAGCACCAGUGCACAGAGCUAACAGACAGGCUGACUGUGAUGUAACAAAGGUAGAAAGGCCAGAAUCUUCCUCAGUUCCAAACGGGGAGUCUGGUGUCCCUGUGGGUAGAGUACCUUCAUUUCAGAGCAGGAGACCUCCUCCUAAAGCAGAAUGUGAUGGUCCGAGCAAAACAAGGCCCACAGAGAAACCCCCCAUAUGCAGACCCCCGACUCGGCCCCCUGAACCGCCCUCCAGGCAGCCUUCACUCAAGAUCCAGAGUCCUGCCAGCAGCGAUGGACCCACGGCGUCCUAUGUUGCCUCGAAAAUGAAAUUUUUUGAGAAUGCCUCGAAGCAAGUUGUCAGUCUUCCAGUUUCACAGGCACCGUCAGCAGCAACAAAUGUGAAAAGAGAGCUUGUCUCCUCUCAGAAGUCAAGCUAAACAAUGUGGUGCAGCCUGUAAUGAUGCACGCCAAGCCGGAGGACUGCACCAACAGACUGACCUGUGAAUGGUGUCGCACUCAAGAGUCCAACACCAGCUGAACAGAUUGCAUUUUUGUGUGUGAGUGAAGAAAAAGUGACUCUCACAUGUUCAACAAGUACAAAUCCUUGUUUAAACAUCAUUCCAAAGUUCAAGCGGUUAUUUGUUGUUGCGUAAUGUUGCUCCAUGUUGUUCUACUGUGUUAAAAGCGUUGGCGUGCCCAAGACAAAUAACUUGUUUCUUAACCAGUGAGGGCUUUCCUAAAAUCCUAAAAGUAUACUUCUUCAAUUUUAACCGUAAUUUCAAAGUGAUAAAUGGCCAAAAUGAACAUUGAAAAUGUUUUUGUUUUUUUUGUUUUUUUUACAUUUUUGUUGCAUGUUGAGUUGCCAUGUUUAGUUCUUCUUUUCCUGUAACGUGGAAAUUCUGUUUGUUGUUGUGUUUCCUUGUGUUUUCAUGAAGGAAACUAAUAAAUAUGAACAGCAUGAAUUGUUUGAAAAGAAAAAAAACAACUCUUGGUUUCUGUGUCAUUGCAUGGAUAUAUAAUAUUUAGGACUGGCAAAUGAUUUUGUAAUGAAUUUUUAAUCAGAUUAAUGACCAUUUUCAAAUUAAUUAGUCAUGAUUAAUCACAGUUUGCCAGUGUGUUUUUACUGUAUUUUUUGCCUAUUUGUGACAUAAUUUCUGUCUUAUGCAUGACUGAUAUUCAGAAGUGUUGUACUUCGUGAGAACUGAGGCAUGCUUCUCGUAAACAGAUUUUCCUAACAGUCGUGUCACAGCCAGCAUUAUUUGACGGUAAACAGUGUGAUUCCCAGCAUGUGUGGUCUUCAAACAUCUUUAAUACACAAAGUAACUGUUGUUGACCAGUGAAAAUGGAUGCAAAAAAAGCUGUUGACUCUUUUGUUAUUGUCUUCAAAUGUGAUAUACUGGCAAAAAAAGAAGGGGUCUCAACUUCUCUAGAGAUUUGCUUCUAUUUUAUUUCCUUAUCUCCCUUUUAUCUUUGUGAAAGUGAAAAUUAUCUAAGUGAAAAUUGUUUCAAGCUAUAUACUUUUCUGCAAAAAAAAAAAGCUGUAUACUUUAUGGGGAAAAAAAGUGACAUAAUCUUUGAAACAAACACUAAAUACAUAUUUGUAUGUAUUGUAUACUGUAUAUGUUUGCCUCCAGCAAGUGCACCACGGAGGUUAUGUUCUACGCUAACAUUAGCAUCGUAUCAUUUUUAGCCAUUUCCUUAACUAGACACUUAUACAAGGUCAGGCAAAAUGAUCUGACACAUUUGUAGGUUAAAUAAAAGGCAAAUAAAGUAAAGAAACAAAAAAGUGUUAUUUUCGAAAAGUACAUAUAAUGCCAUUUUUUCAUAUAUUGCCAUUUUGCUUUGUUUCUUUAUAAUGCCAUUGUUUUUCGUUUCUUUUUCAGUUGCUGCCAUGAAUUGGACUGGUGAGCAUCGCGCUUUCAUUGUGGAAACGUUUAUCAAAACAAACUAAUCUAACUGCAACACAACGAGCGUUCCGUUUGCACUUCAAUCUUGGUAGACACGAUCCGUACCAGCGCCAAACCCCAUCUUGUUAUGGGUUACCAACUUCACAGCUACUGGAUCUGCAUUGAGUGUGUGGACAGUAAUGGAUCCCAUUUGACUGAUUUAAUUUUUAAAACAGAAUGAAACAGAAUGGCAUUAUAUGAAGAAAAAAAAUGGCAUUAUAUGUACUUUUCGAAAAUAACACUUUUUUGUUUCUUUACUUUCUCCUUUUAUUUAACAUACAAAUGUGUCAGAUCAUUUUGCCUGGCACUGUAUAAGCACUUACUAUUAUGCUUUGUGUUAGCAUGAUAACUUUAGCAUGUUAGCAGUGCCAGGGCAAUCUAAAUAUGUAGAUCAAAUAAAUGUAGAAUAUUUAUGGCGUAAAUCACAAUAUGGGGGGGAACUAUGACGCUUGGCGGAGGUCUGUGCUCUUUUGAGUGCUUUUCUGGUUUUUCAAGGGGUAUGUUUUUCACUUAACUCAUUCAAUAACAAAGACGUAUUCAAAUGUUUUUCUAAUCACGAAUGCCAGAGCCCAACAACGUAUUUAUACGUCUUUUCGAUUCUGCGCAAGAGGCAAAAAGAGUUGAUGAUGCAACUAUCCACUAACGCAUGUCACUUUUAGAACAAUUUUAAGCCAUAAAAACGGCCACAAGGUGGCAGAAGUGCAUUUGAUAAGUGCUCAGCCAGGAUCUUACAGGAAGGAGGAAGUGAGAGCGCGUGGAGGAGUGUAAGCGUGCAGGUUAGCAUUGUAGGGAAAUUUUAACGUAUACAUACGCGUGUGCAUGCACACACGUACCGUAGUUCAGUUCCAAAUGUAGAAAUUGUAAAUACUUCAUGGUGUUAUUUGUAAAUCAAUUAUUUUGAUGUAACAACCCCUUUUUGUGGUGUUUAUGUUGGUAUUGUUUACGUAUUUGAGCUGUGACAAAAGCAAAAUAUAUUUGUGUCAAAUUGAAAGUUAUGCUUGAAAUGUAUCUUUUCUCUCAAAGCUGUUUUUCUCCCUUUUCUUGUCAGGAACUGAUAUUUUCCUGAAACUUACCUAUGUUCUACUGCUGAUUACUAAAGAACGGCAAAAUGUAGAACCAAAAAGGUAAAAAUCGUCUGAAAUGGCCGGUUUUACAUAAAUUUGCAUACAUUUUGGAAAUAAGGGCAAAUUAUUGUAUUGUAAAAAUAAUAUACUGUAUACAUAUACUGUAUAUAUGUAAUAUAUAAUGUAUACCCCUUGAAUGCACCAUAGCUGUGUGUGCCUCAAGAAAAACGACGUACCACAAAUAGUAU